Brassica napus (rape) is the source of this 2775-nucleotide messenger RNA. Its product is annotated as RING-H2 finger protein ATL48-like. The coding region runs from base 1428 to 2018 and encodes 196 amino acids. Gene Ontology annotation, biological process: protein ubiquitination. The record is from RefSeq and is a predicted model, not a curated record. The transcript is spliced from 2 exons. Lineage: Eukaryota; Viridiplantae; Streptophyta; Magnoliopsida; Brassicales; Brassicaceae.
CCAUUUUCCUUACAAUUUUUGGAGCUUACUCCGAAGAUUCUUCAAAACCAAUAUCAUUAUUUUUUCCUUAUAAAUCAUUGAUAAAUUAUGACUUCAAAAAUAUCAUUGUUGAAAUAAUACUGCUAACUUUAUUCUUGGCAUGGAAAUUUCAGUUAUCAUAUUGCUAAUAGCAUGAUAAGCCUAUAAUUAACGUCAGAAAUCACCAAAACUAUCAUACUCUGAUAUUUAUCUAUUAAUUACAGCUUAAGUGAUGCAAAUAUAUAAGAAUCCAACAAUCAUGUGCUCAACCUCAAAUACCGAGUUUUUUUGUCUGAUCUGCUGAUUGAUUCUAAAUCUGGAAAAAUCAAAUAAUACAGUUGAUAGAUCAAGUACAUGUGAGAGGACAAUUGGACAAAUACAUUUAGAUAGACAAUAGAGUUUUUUUACAUAUAGUCACUUUAUGAGUUGUUAUUACACAUUAGAACAUUUUCCACUACUAGAAUAGAUUUUUAGUGGUUGUUUACGUCGAUACUCCUGCGAUGUAGAUCUUUUAGUUUCCCUUGCUUUUUGGAUAAAUCUUGUUUAAUUCUGAAUUAUCACAACCAUAAGAAAUUUGAGGCUUGGAAAGAAGCGGCCGUGAUGAAGCAACGAAGAUGGAAACGAGAGGCGAUCAAAUCCCAGAUCUCGUUCUUGUUCUCUUCCGUUCAACAUUUUUUGGUAGUCAAAUUAGGGAAGAAUGAAAAUAUAUCUUUCUCUCUCUAAUCUAUCUUAUUUUUAUUAACAUUCCACAUCGUGUGGUGUUGGUUCCUUGGGCAAUAUACAUGUGUAUAAGCAAUCCUCCAUUCUUGAACUAGCUUUUGGAUGUGAGUUAGGCUCAUCACUAAUAUGGUAUCACAGCUCAUAGUAAAAGCCCAGCAUAUGAUUUCCCACAUAAACAGUUUUCUACCUAUGUAGCCUGUAAAAGUGGCCCAUAUUGCUGUGGUAUAUCCGAGAUGUUGGGCUUGAGCUGUUUCCAAUGGACCGUUUUCUACCCACAUCUCGAAAGGGGAUAUUAACAUCCCACAUCGUGUGAGUGUUGAUUCUUUCGGUAAUAUAUAUGUGUAUGGGCAAUCCUCCACUCUUGAGCUAGCUUUUAGGUGUGAGUUAGGCCCAUCACUAAUAAUUUUCUCAUCAUCUCGAAACAAGAGAAUAAAGAACCGACUGUGCUUUCUCCUCCUUCUCCCAUUGUCCUUUGAGGUUAGCUUAUCUACUUCUAUGGAUAUAUAUGCAUCAUUUUGUAUCAUAUCUCUUUGUGUAGAUAAGUUUUUUUCACAGGUUGGUUUCAAUUAGAUUCCAUCCCGAGCUGGGGCCUACUCUCCGUGUCAAGUUCGCUACGAAGAACUCAACUUCGAAAGCAAAGUUGUCAAAGCUCAGACUUGGGAUAUUGCUGGUCAAGAGAGAAAAAAACAAUGUUUGAGAGAGGAGCAAAUUGUUCGUUAAUAAUGUUGGAGAGUGGAGAACAAGCAACGAUUGAUAUUGAGGCAACUGUGUCAUGCAAGUGUUCAUCCAACACUUUAGAGAUAAGACUAAAGCGCCAUACAGAAGUGCUUCUCGUACACCAGCGUGACGGAUCCGUGGACAUUAUCGGAUCACAGAAGGCUCCUCCAUUCCCAAUCCCUCACAUCCUCCUAAAAGACAUCGGUAGCUUUGAUCCGCACAACAUCAAUCAUCUCCUCCAAUUAGACCCUGUUUUAUGCAAUCAUAUUUCUGUUAUAAUCGAUUCCAAAGCAGCCGGGGAGCGAGUUCCAGGGCCAUUAUAUAUCUCCCUAUACGUCACAGUCACCCCACACAGAUUCCUAGGAGACGAUAUUCCUUUCCCUGAACAAGACGAGGAGAUGGAGACAUGCGGCAUUUGUUUGGAGGAGCUAAAUCCGAGGGGUGAAAUCUAUUUCGACAUGCCAAAUUGUUCUCAUCAGUUUCAUGAUCUAUGUAUAUCCAGGUGGUUGAGGCGUAGCAAGACUUGCCCUCUCUGCCGCACUUUUGCUGAUUAUGAUGAUUGACAACCAUGCAUCUCUUCUCUUUUUUUUUUUUUGUCAAACUUAUUGAAUCAGUUGUUUUUUUUUCACUCCAAUUUUUUAAUGUUCAUGUAAGAUUUCUUGUCUUUCACUCCUUCCUUGUGAUUAGGGUUCAAUUAAUAAUUUCUCGGAUUUUUCUGACCCAUCUUUGGAAGACAUAGUUUACCACUCUGUAGCAUAGCUUCUUAAGGUUAAUUUAUUUGCAACACUAACCCCCAACAAAUUGUGUUUCUUCAAAAAUCGAUUUGAGACAUCAUCACCAUCUUCCUCUGGACCAAAACUUGACAAGACCAAAUUCCAUUUUUGUACUGAAAACUAUAUGAUUCUAGGAACCAGUCUUCACCUUCUUCCUCCAUUUUUCGAACAUAGCUUGUGUUUUGAUAUGUCUGUUCCACUAGCGUUAGAAUUAAAUGAAUCUUCCUCACUCGCUUGCUCGAUCCAACUUUCUGAUAACUUCUUUGAAAUCACGCCAAAAAUCAAGCACUCUCACGCCAAAUACCUUAUUUUGAUAUGUCAUUCAUGUUGAAUCAAUGUUUUUAAACUCUGCUUUUUGUUUUUUUUUGUUUUUUUUAACACAAAUAGAUACACGCAAAACUCGUGCUUUUUGUUUGUUUUUGAACAACUUUUUUUAACCUUAAAAAAAACCUUAGGAGCCGCAACAACAUGAUCAUGGUUAGAGUUUCGUAACGAGUUGGACAUAUUCUUUGAGAUAAAUAUGGUCCUUCAGGUUUUGGAGCGCUAC